UAGAAGUUAGAUACGCUGUCGCGCACAUAGUUUUUCGCCUAGGAAAUCAAUUCGAUUUUUUUUAAAUGUAAUUGUCGCUUAAUUACUAGAUUUGAUACAUAAAAAGUAUUAAGUGUGCGUGAGUGUAGUGUAACAAUGCCCAGUAAAAAGAAAAAAUACAACGCCCGUUUCCCAGCAGGUCGCAUUAAGAAAAUUAUGCAAACUGACGAGGAAGUAGGAAAAGUUGCACAAGCAGUACCCGUUAUAAUCUCUAGAACGCUGGAAUUAUUUGUACAUUCGUUAUUGACAAAAACGAUGCAGGUCACCAAUGCUAAAAAUGCUAAAACACUUAGUCCUUCUCAUAUGAAACAAUGUAUUUUGUCUGAGAGUCGCUUCGACUUUUUAAAGGAUUUAGUAAAAGGCGUUCCAGAUGUUUCUGGUCCUGACGAAGAUGGUCCUACUCCACCUCUAACACCUGCUCCAAUGAGUGCAAACCCAUUAACUACUGCGUGUGCUCAUUCGAUCAGAAAUUUGGAUCCUGAAUUUCAGCACGAGAAGAGUUUCAACAGCACAUCUCGUCGAGGUUCCAAGGAUUGCAAAGUAACGGGAAUUCCCAAUGUGUCUCAAGCCACACACGUUUCAACGUCGAACGUGCCAGAAUUUCAAAUGUCUGUACCCACUUCCUUUGGUCCAAGCCAGCCCAACUUCUACACGGAAGUAGCUCCACUAAAUCUCGCCACAAAUCCAUCCAGGAUAAGCGGGCCCAAUCAGACGAUAUCAAAUUUCACCCACACUGCCAACAUCGAUGAGGAUUACGAUACGUAGUUAAAUUUUUGACGAUCUAGUUAUUAAAAAAACUAUGUGUCCAUAUUGUCUAAUGUAAGUCUGACACUUAGUCAGUAUUCUUAAAAAACACAAGUCUGAGCAACCGAGUAAUGUUACAUUCUUUGUCAGUAAUUAAUUUUAUCUGUCAAGUGACUUAAACAACUGCUACGAUGCAUCGAUAAUUUUGAAUUGAUUAAUUUUUUCAUCAAAACGACGAAUAUUUACUGAACGUAAGGAAUAAGGUACACUAUAAUUUAUUCCCUAGCUUAUUGUUUAGAUUCAAAUGCAUUGUAUCUGAUCGACUGAUACAUAAUAUUUGUAAUAUAUUUUAUGGCUUGUAGUUAAUGCAUCAAUAUCGUAAAAGGCCUUCGAAGUUGUUUUCAACUUUAAACGUUUGUAAUUUAGCAAUUUUCAGCGUCAGCUCUCAUUUCUUAUUAAGGGUAAUUGUUUUUCUAGUUGCAAUUUAUAAUUUGUCACGGUGUGUCCGAACAAACUUUAAUUACUAGGUCCUUGUCGAGGGAAUUAGCCGACUGAUUAUUUAUGGCUAGCUUCGAUUAAGUACAAAUCAAAACUGGUUGCACAUCCAAUUUCUCUUUUAUAUGUACAUUUUUCGGGGAUGCCUCUCGGUUAUGUUAAGCCAAGAAAGAAAAUAAUCGUUCCACGCGUUUUUGAGAAAAACGAUUUUAUAUUCUUGACGAUUCAAAAAAUAAUUCUUCUCAAGAACGGCGUGAAAUAUGAAUAGCAGUUCAUGGUUGAAAAUCGCUUCCUUCCUGAGAUCUAUAAAAUUAUACCCUUACUAGUUGUCUAUUUUGUGUAUUUUAUUUAACUUUUGAAAAAAUAAUGUAAAUCGAUAAAAC
Belonocnema kinseyi is the source of this 1661-nucleotide messenger RNA. RefSeq names its product dr1-associated corepressor (gene NC2alpha). The transcript has 5 exons. Gene Ontology annotation, cellular component: nucleus; negative cofactor 2 complex. The record is from RefSeq and is a predicted model, not a curated record. Gene Ontology annotation, molecular function: transcription coactivator activity; RNA polymerase II general transcription initiation factor activity; transcription corepressor activity. Gene Ontology annotation, biological process: transcription by RNA polymerase II; positive regulation of transcription by RNA polymerase II; negative regulation of transcription by RNA polymerase II. The coding region runs from base 136 to 804 and encodes 222 amino acids. Lineage: Eukaryota; Metazoa; Arthropoda; Insecta; Hymenoptera; Cynipidae.